Meyerozyma guilliermondii ATCC 6260 is the source of this 606-nucleotide messenger RNA. RefSeq lists its product as uncharacterized. Lineage: Eukaryota; Fungi; Ascomycota; Pichiomycetes; Serinales; Debaryomycetaceae. The transcript has a single exon. Gene Ontology annotation, cellular component: membrane. The coding region runs from base 1 to 606 and encodes 201 amino acids. The record is from RefSeq and is a predicted model, not a curated record. Gene Ontology annotation, biological process: mitochondrial respiratory chain complex I assembly.
AUGGACCCACUAGCCCAUAAAUACACCUAUUUCCAGCGGUUUUGGCAUCGCUGGCAGGCCCGCAGAGACAUUCCGUUUCGCCGCAAGUUCUUUGUGGGCUACGACUUGUCUGGCAACACUUAUUGGGAAUUUACUAUAGAUGGAAACCUAAACAACCUUCGUCGCAAACUUGAACCCUAUAUCAAACUGCCUUUUGAAGUCGAUCAUUACCAUACUGUACCACCCCAAUGGCACCAGUGGCUACGUAGGACACGCCCAAAUGCCCCAACCAUACAGGAGCUCGUCAAUGACCAACUUCGACAGGAAAGAAUCAAGAUCUUAGCAAAGCAAGCAGACCAGAAGUGGACUCUAGAAAAGCAAAAACAACAGCAAGCAUUUGAGUCGCAGCUCCAGCGUGAGCUCCAGAAGGUGCAACAACGUUCUGAGGCUACGAAACUUGCAGAAGAUUCCAAGUCGGUGUAUCUAAAUGAUACAAUGAACGACAAAGAAAAACCAAAAAUUACUGAAGAAACAACCACCAAAAAAGAGCAAGAGACUGAUCCAUGGAAAGAGGCAGAUUCUCAGAAGAGCGACAUGACAGCAGCAACUGUGACACCAAAACGAUAA